AUGUCUGCUGAUACUUCUGGUGCGACAGAAUUCAAGACUAAGUUUAGUGAAAUGGUUAAAACAGAGGAAUUAUCUCCAGAACAAGUCUAUAAUAUGGACGAGACCGGACUAAACAUUAAAAUGUUACCGGAAACAACUUUUCUAGGCAGUCAUGAACAGUCUGCCUCUGGCUUCAAAAAGAACGAAGAACGUAUUACAGUGGCCGUUUCUUCGAAUGCAGCAGGGACUCAUAAAAUUCCUCUUUUCGUUAUUGAUUUAGCAAACAAAGAACAAGAGGAAGAUGAUGAGUGUAGUGACGUUGAAGAGGAGAAAACAGUUUCUCACGAAGAAGCCAAAAAUGUGAUGGAAAUUGCAUUGAAAUACAUUGAGCAGCAACAUGAGUCAACAGCAUUAGACGUUUUGAGGAGCGCUUUUGUCAUUUUGGCGCUUUGCGUCGCCGGUAUUUUUGCGAAUGCCAGCACGGAUACACUUGUGAGGAAAGAACGCGCAGCUGAGGGCUAUGAUUAUCCUCCACCAGUUAUUCCAUUCCCCGAACCAACCAGAAGACCACCACCACCACCAACAUACUUACCACCCACUAACAAACCACAGCCACCAGCACCUAAGCCAACGACGCGUGCUCCACCACCACCGGUGACACGCCCACCACCACCACCACCACCAACUUAUCUGCCACCAACCAACAAACCACAGCCACCAGCACCUAAGCCAACGACGCGACCACCACCACCGCCGGUAACACGUCCACCAGCACCCAAGACAACUCGUCCACCUCCACCAGUGACAAGGCCACCACCAACAUACUUGCCACCCACCAAUAAGCCACAGCCUCCAGCACCGAAACCAACCACUCGACCACCACCACCAGUAACUCGUCCACCACCAGUGGAGCGUACCACAUACAUUUACAACCCGCCAGAAAAUCCUCUAACUUAUCCUCCACCAACGAACAAACCACAACCUCCAGCGCCAAAACCAACCACUCGCCCACCUCCACCACCACCACCACCAGUGACAAGACCACCACCAACUUACUUGCCACCAACCAACAAACCUCAGCCCCCAGCACCGAAACCAACGACGCGUCCACCACCACCACCUGUAACUCGUCCACCAGCACCGAAGACAACUCGUCCUCCUCCUCCGGUAACGAGACCGCCACCAACAUACUUGCCCCCCACCAAUAAACCACAGCCUCCAGCACCAAAACCAACUACUCGUCCACCUCCACCAGUAACUCGUCCUCCUCCACCGAAGACAACGCGUCCCCCUCCUCCACCAGUGACAAGACCCCCACCACCACGUACUACUCCAGGACCAACUUACCUGCCACCAACUAACAAACCACAGCCUCCAGCACCAAAACCAACUACUCGUCCACCACCACCACCAGUAACUCGUCCACCAGCACCGAAGACAACUCGUCCUCCUCCUCCAGUAACGAGACCACCACCAACAUACUUGCCACCAACCAAUAAACCCCAACCUCCAGCACCGAAACCAACCACUCGCCCACCACCACCCGUCACCCGUCCUCCAGCACCAAAAACGACUCGUCCCCCUCCUCCAGUGACGAGGCCACCACCAACCUACUUACCACCCACAAACAAACCACAACCACCAGCGCCUAAGCCAACUACUCGUCCACCACCACCAGUGACUCGCCCUCCACCACCCAAGACUACGCGUCCACCCCCUCCACCAGUAACAAGACCACCACCCCCACGUACUACUCCAGGACCAACUUAUCUGCCACCAACCAACAAACCACAACCACCAGCACCAAAACCAACUACUCGCCCACCACCACCACCAGUAACUCGUCCACCAGCACCGAAGACAACUCGUCCUCCUCCUCCGGUAACGAGACCACCACCAACUUAUUUGCCACCAACCAACAAACCUCAGCCACCCGCACCAAAACCAACUACUCGUCCACCACCACCAGUCACACGUCCACCCCCACCCAGGACGACACGUCCACCAGUGCCAGUGACGAAACCACCUCCAACCUACUUACCACCCACAAACAAACCACAGCCACCAGCACCUAAGCCAACAACUCGUCCACCACCACCAGUGACUCGUCCUCCACCACCGAAGACUACGCGUCCACCUCCUCCACCAGUAACAAGACCACCACCACCACGUACUACUCCAGGACCAACUUACCUGCCACCAACCAACAAACCGCAGCCUCCAGCACCAAAACCAACUACUCGUCCACCACCACCACCAGUAACUCGUCCACCAGCACCGAAGACAACUCGUCCUCCUCCUCCAGUGACUAGGCCACCACCAACAUACUUGCCUCCUACUAAUAAACCCCAACCUCCAGCACCAAAACCAACUACUCGUCCACCACCACCAGUAACUCGUCCACCAGCACCGAAGACAACUCGUCCUCCUCCUCCAGUAACGAGACCACCACCAACAUACUUGCCACCAACCAACAAACCACAACCACCAGCACCAAAACCAACUACUCGCCCACCACCACCACCAGUAACUCGUCCACCAGCACCGAAAACAACACGUCCUCCUCCUCCAGUAACGAGGCCACCACCAACUUACUUGCCACCCACAAACAAACCCCAACCACCAGCGCCUAAGCCAACUACUCGUCCACCUCCACCAGUGACUCGUCCACCCCCACCCAGGACGACACGUCCACCAGUGCCAGUGACGAAACCACCUCCAACCUACUUGCCACCCACCAAUAAGCCACAACCACCUGCGCCUAAGCCAACUACACGUCCACCACCACCAGUCACUCGUCCUCCUCCACCACCAGUGACUCGUGUUCCACCCCCACCAGUGACACGUCCACCUCCACCACAGCCAAAACCAACCCCUAAGGAUGAAGGCUACAAAUACCCCGUGCCAAGCAUUCCUUUUGAAUACUAAGUGUCAACUGUAACAGUUGUCUUGCCCAAUUUUAUGAUAAGAGAGAUAGCCUGCGAUUUUUAAAAGUUAUACAACAAAGUCGUGAAGCUCCUUAACGCCGAAAGCUAAAAAUCUAGCGAUGUGGUACCAAGAUUCAAACUAGGGCUAGAUUUAUCUAGUCAAAACAUUAUGAGAAGGUUAUUUUUGCUUUCGACUCCAAAAGAGCUGUAGCAAGAAUUCCAAAUGUGUUUUCUUUUUGUUUUAUGCUUAAAAAUACUCUUACAGUUAGAAAUACUUAUUUUAUAAAAAAAAUUACGAUUUUGUUUUGUAUUUUGGAUGUAACUUUUCAAUUUUUGUAAGCCAAAAUGUCAAUGUAUGAAAGAGUUUAUUGAAACCAAUAAA
Messenger RNA from Anastrepha obliqua, 3288 nucleotides. RefSeq lists its product as uncharacterized. Bases 1 to 2907 code for a protein of 968 amino acids. The record is from RefSeq and is a predicted model, not a curated record. The transcript is spliced from 4 exons. Lineage: Eukaryota; Metazoa; Arthropoda; Insecta; Diptera; Tephritidae.